This is a messenger RNA of Geodia barretti, 876 nucleotides long. NCBI's taxonomy places the organism in Eukaryota, Metazoa, Porifera, Demospongiae, Tetractinellida, Geodiidae. The record is from the annotation of a GenBank genome assembly.
AUGGACAAGGCGCUAGCGGGAGUCAAGAUUUUGGACAUGAGCCGAGUGCAGGCAGGUCCGUCGUGCGCUCAACUCCUCGCGUUUCUCGGGGCAGACGUUAUAAAGAUAGAGGACACUGUGGGAGGCGACAACACACGCUGGGAACAGGCUCAUAUAGACGGUGUUGACAGCGUGUAUUACACCAUCUUCAACAACAACAAGCGCGCGAUCACGCUUAACCUGAAGAAUGAGCGUGGCAAGCAGCUCUUCGAGAAGUUGGUGCUGUGGGCUGAUGUCGUGCUGGAGAACUUUUCGAAGGGCGUGAUGGAGCGGCUCGGCAUCGGAUACGCUCGGCUGAAUGAGAUCAACCCUCGGGUUAUCCACGCCAGCAUCAAGGGCUUCGGCGAGUACGGUCCGUGGAGCGACUACCGAAGCUUUGAGGUUUCGGCGCAGGCAACGGGCGGUGCAAUCGCUUCCAACGGUUAUCCAGACCUCCCGCCUAUACCAUCUCCCAUUGGCGCCGGCGACUCCGGCACUGGCUUGCACACUGCCAUCGGCAUCCUCGCCGCGCUAAGGCAGCGCGACAAUUCGGGUGAAGGGCAGCACAUGGAAGUCUCGAUGCAGGACGGCAUCGUCAACCUGAUGCGCUAUCGACUCAUUCGCAGCCUGUCAAUAGCCACACCAAAUGAGCGCCCCGGCGACCGCGGCGGCAGAGGCGUUCCAAUGAUAUUCCCCUGUUAUCCCGGAGGCUCGGACGACUAUGUGAUGAUUCAUAUUGCAGGCGCUCUCUGGGAGACAGUACUGGCGGUGAUCGGACGCGCUGACCUGAUUGGUGACGAGCGAUACUUCACGGAGAAAAUAGAGCAGGGCGUGGAGACGAGGUGCUGGAAAUCGUAA